AUGCAUCUAUUUCCUCUGAAAGUACCAAGAUCAAGCCAGUUGCCUGCAUUUUCUGUAAUCAAGACCUCAUUCAGUGACAAUAUCACCUUCACCAUCAUUUUGGGAGAUUUUAACCAGGCCAGACUGAAAAAAUCACUAAGCAACUACCAUCAACAGGUCACUUGCAAUACAAGAGGAAACAACACACUGGACCAUUGCUACACCACCAUCAAGAAUGCCUACCGUGCUAUUCCACACCCUCACUUCUGGAAGUCUGAUCACCUGGCUGUACUUCUACUCCCUGAGUAUAGGCAGAGACUGAAGACUGCAGCACCAGCAGUGAGGACCAAGAAGGUUUGGACAAGGGAAGCACAGGAGCGCCUCCGGGACUGCUUUGAAUCAGUGGACUGGACUGUAUUCAGUGAUUCAUCUUUGAAUCUGGAUGAGUAUGCUGUAGUUGUUACCAACUUCAUUAAAACCUGUUUGGAUGAGUGUGUGCUUGCAAAGAUUUACUGUACAUUCCCAAACCAAAAGCUGUGGAUGAACCAGGAGGUACGUCGUCUGCUGAAGCCUAGAUCUGUGGCAAUCAAGUCUGGCAACCCAGGCCUGUACCAGAAAACCAGGUAUGAUUUGUGGAGGGCUCUUUCAAAGGCAAAGAGACAAUUUCGAAUGAGGUUGGAGGCGACAUCAGAGGCAAGGCAACUCUGGCAGGGUCUGCAAGACAAUACUUCCUACAAAAUGAAACACAAUAGCAUGAAUGGGAGUGAUGCUUCACUACCAGAUGAACUCAACACCUUCUAUGCAUGGUUUGAACAGGAGAACACAGCUACAGCUGUGAAGAUCCCUGCUGCACCUGAUGACUCUGUGAUCUCCUUCUCGGAGACUGAUGUUAAGCUGUCUUUAAAGAGAGUAAACCCUGCAAGACAAAAGGUCCUGGUGGAGUACCUGGUGAGGCUCUGAAAACCUGUGCCAACCAACUAGCGGGAAUAUUAGACAUUUUCAAUCUCUCACUGCUAUGGGCGGAAGUUCCCACUUGCUUUAAAAAGGCAACAAUUAUACCAGUGUCAAAAAGAAUAAUGUGGGCUGCCUUAAUGAUUGUCACCUGGCAGCAUUGAUGUUGACUGUGAUGAAAUGCUCUGAGAGGUUGGUCAUGAGUGGACUGAAUUCCUGCCUCAGCAAGGACCCAGAUCCAUUGCAAUUUGCCUAUUGCCACAAUAGGUCAACAACAGAUGCAAUUUCAGUGAAGCAAUUCCAACCCACAAUCUGCGCGAAUUGGAGAUAGCAUAUCCUCCUCGCUGACAAUCAACAUUGGCGCACCUCGGGUGUGUUCUUAGCCCAGUGUUCUACUCUCUAUAUACACAUGACUGUGUGGCUAGGCACAGCUCAAAUACCAUCUAUAAAUUUGCUGAUGAUACAAGCAUUGUUUGUAGAAUCUCAGAUGGUGACGAAAGAGUGUACAGGAGUGAGGUAUGCCAACUAGUGGAAUGGUGUCACAGCAACAACCUGGUACACAACAUCAGUAAGAUGAAAAAGCUGAUUGUGGACUUCAGGAAGGGUAAGAUGAAGAAACACAUACCAAUCCUCAUAGAGGGAUCAGAAGUGGAGAGAGUGAGCAGCUUCAAGUUCCUGGGUGUCAAGAUCUCUGAGGAUCUAACCUGGUCGAUGUAGUUAUAAAGAAGGCAAGACAGUGGCUAUACUUUAUUAGGAGUUUGAAGAGAUUUGGCAUGUCAACAAAUACAAUCAAAAGCUUCUAUAGUUGUAUUGUGGAGAGCAUUAUGACAGGUUGCAUCACUGUCUGGUAUGGAGGGGCUACUGCACAGGACUGAAAGAAGCUGCAGAAGGUUGUAGAUCUAGUCAGCUCCAUCUUGGGCACUGGCCUACAAAGAACCCAGGACAUAUUUAGGGAGCGGUGUCUCAGAAAGGCAGUGUCCAAUGUUAAGGACCUCCA
Molecule: messenger RNA, 1927 nt
Organism: Hypanus sabinus (Atlantic stingray)
Lineage: Eukaryota; Metazoa; Chordata; Chondrichthyes; Myliobatiformes; Dasyatidae
Exons: 3
Coding region: 1-939 (312 amino acids)
Source: RefSeq, a predicted model, not a curated record